AUGGCAAGUGGUGGGCUGUCUAGACAACGAUCGACCUCUGACCGGCGAAAGGACCUCAUGGUCUCAACCUUCCCGCGAGGUACUCCCUCUGCGCCGAACGCAACCUUCGAACCAUGCGCGUCGACUGAGUCGAUCUUCCUGUAUGCCCAGGGCUCCGAUGUCGUCUGCCUGCACCACGACUCGCUUUCGGUCGAGCGUCGCUUUCAAAAGCACACUGAUAGGAUUCAGCUGAUCGCAGUGGACAAUGUCAGCGAGACUGGGGCAGGAAGGCUGGUGGUCACAUACGAUACCCAACAGACCGCAAUUGUCUGGGACUUGUUCACGGGCGAUCAGAUCUCACGUUUCGCGUCCUACGAGCCAUUAAAAGUCGCUGCGUGGAUGCGGAAUGGCAACAUUGCCUUCGGAAAUGGAAAAGGUGAAGUCAUUUUGUUCGAGCCAUCGACAAGCGAGCACGUCUCCGCGAGGACUAUCUUUGAUCCCAUCACGGCUAUUGCACCGGCCUCUGACUGCAAGAACUAUGCGAUCGGGUACAAUAACGGUUCUAUACUUCUGGCAGCGCUUCAGCCCUCGUUCACUAUUCUCCACACUUUGACCACCUCCCGUGCUCCAUCGCCAAUCACAUCCCUGUCUUGGCAUGCUUCAUCUUCGAAGCAAAAGUCUGACAUGCUCGCAACGCAAACAGCGGAUGGAGAUCUCAGAGUUUGGAGUGUAUCAAAGCCUCCUACAACCGAACUGCCCAGGGUCAUUCGAGUGCUCAAACGGCCUGAACCAAAUUUCUUGCCCGGGAGAACUUGGCUAGCAUGGUCUCGAAACGGCCGCAUUAUACAGUAUUCUGAGGACGAGACGUGGUCUUGGGACGUACGUACCAAACACGUUACGUAUGAUACGUUACCAGUAUUGCACGGCAUUCGUGGGAUCGCAGCAUACGGCCCGAAUGCUACUCUGUUUUCGCUGGGUCCCGACUUCACAGUUCGGCAGUAUGAUGCUGAGCAGUGUCGAAUAACUGCUAAUAUCCGCCAUGCCCCAAGCAAUAUUUUGCCCACUCCACCCGAGGACAAUCAACUAGGCUGGACGACUUCCGGCAGUGAAGACUCUUCUGGACACUCGCCAAUUGCACAGUCUAAACGAGCUAUGGUAGACCGAAGCCGUGUUCUGAGUCCUCAGUCGUAUAACAGCAACGCAGUCUCGCUACAAUCACGAGCUUCAAAGCACUCAAUACCAUCACGCAGGGAUGUCGUGUCACCGGGACAGCAAAGUGAGAUGACCGGCACUACCUUUAGUGUUGGUGCUGCGCCGUCGUAUAUCCAUGAUUAUUCGAAGUCGCCCCAAUCGUCGCGGACUCAGCCAAAGAAGUCUUCGAGACUCCGACAGCAGGUCAUUCUAAGCCCCCAAGAGCGACCUGUGGAUGAUCUGUUUCCGUUCACAAGGGCAAGACUCGAUGAAGUGCCCUACAAACCGCCACGGAAAUUGAGCGACUCUGAAAUGACGCCGGACAAUUUGCGCCGUCAAAUGCUCCAAGUAGUUUUCGGUUGGGCAGAGGACAUCCAAGACAUGAUACGAGACGAGAUGAGCAGGCAUGCUCCAGACAGCCAACAUGCCAUUUUUCUCUCCAGGUGGCUUGACGAGGACGACGAGUAUCUAUCUGAAGUCAUGGGCAGCACCAGUGUCCUUUCAAGCAUGGAUUGGAUGCUUCUUGCUCUCGGCGCUAUCGAUCACUCAGCAACAGCAAGAAGAAUUACCCAAGUCUUCAUCGAGAAAAUGCUGAGCAGAGGCGAUGUACAUGCAGCCGCGACGAUGCUUCUGGCCCUCGGUAAUCAUUCAGAUGCGAUUGAAGUAUAUGUGUCCCGCAGUCAAUUUAUGGAAGCAGUAAUCUUGACCUGUCUGGUGACUCCCUCCGAUUGGCAAAGACAAUCUCAUCUAGUCCGGAAGUGGGGAGAACACGUCGUUGGCAACUCCCAGCAGCAGUUUGCAAGAAGAUGUUUCUCCUGUUCUGGUGACGAGCCGACCGAGCCAUGGACUUCGCCAUCGGUGGCACAAAUGUCAAGUCAAAAUCUGUCGAGCCAGAACUUGAGCCAUGCCUUGGCAUACAUCCCAGAGAACCCCAUCUCGGAGGAAGUGCCGAGAGACUUCGAGAACAUCUAUGCGCGGAACUUGGACAGACGUCGUGGGCUGGAUGCUCCUACUCCUGUUGCGAUGCCGGCUCCACCAACUCCAUUCAGAGCGGCGCUUUCUCAGAACACUCGCGUUACACCGCAGACCUCGGCCUUGAAGCUUGUGACGGACUUUGGUGCUUCAGAGGUUCCGCAGGAGUAUCGGUUCCCAGGCCUGAAGUCCGCCGACUACACUCCCACGGCCGGUGCUACCGUGACACCGAUCGCUGAGUCGGCCAUCGACAGAUCGGCAUUGUCGCCUGGCGGCGCUGGCAGUUAUCGGCAGAACAACAUUCGAAGUCUGAACGCGGCCAUGUCAGCUCGUGGAGUUUCGACAAAUCACAAACACCGCCUGCCGUCAAUCGGGGAGACUCCAAUUGAUGUUGAAGGUCCCUCCUUCAAGCGAUCGCCUCCCCCGCCCCUUCCGAACAACCAAUUAGCGACUCCAGCUGACUCGAGCUCGGAACGUGGACAAGAUUCGGGCGAAAAUGAAAGGAGCAAUGGGCCGGACCAAGAAUCAAAUCGAGUUGACGAUAGCAUGGUCGAGGUCCCGCCUCCUGAUCGCGGACUCCUGUUAUUGACACCAGCCCGCUACGAGCCGACUACCCAAAAUGCGGAGAAGCCGACGCCUCAGACGGCAGUGCGCCCACGUGCAGGCUUGGAAUUUCCACACGCGAAUUUGCGACCUGACUCUAGGCAGAGUGAUCUGGAGGAGCUCUCCAACAUGGACCAAUUCCGACCGCGUACUGGCUCCAAGAGCCGAAAGCCUGAUGGAUUGUCCAUCAAUCUGGCUCCCACUGUGAGCGAGUAUUCCGCGACGCGGCCUCCAACAGGCCAAACCUUUACCACAACACAGAUCGAUACCGAUAGCGAGCUGACGAGUCCACUCCGGACCGGAGACACGCUCGACAGUCGUGGCAAGAGUGCUACUGCCAGCCUCAGCGGACGCAAUAUCGACCACUAUAUCAGCAGUCUAGAGCAAGCUCAUUAUUACAGCAAACACUCGAGAUCCAGGGAGACUUCAGCGAGCAAGAUGACGGGAAGUCGUGGUACCACUCGUCGUGGCUCUGAUGCACAGGAUCAUAGGACGCCAAACCCGGCGAAGAAGUCGCCAUCAUCUCCAAUUCCAAUGUCACCGGAGGACCUUCGCAUGUACACCCAAAGCGUUGACAGUAUGACUACGUCAUAUACGUCGAGUGCUCCCGGUGGUAACCGGAUUGGCACUCCUGCAAGUCGUUCUCGUCUGGGCAAACAUCAGAUUCGUGCAAACAACGAUGACUCAAGGCGUAAGAGAUCUCAUUCAGCCAAGGCAAGAGGAGAGCAAAGGCAUGCCAGCCAGAUGGGCGCAGUCGUAACCGGUCUCAUCGCUCUCGAGACGGCAGCCGGCAAAGAGAAGCCUCGACCGAGCCGCGCCGGAAACAGCACAGGUCACGAAGCCGUCAAGCCGACGAGCCCGAAGGCCAUCUAUCGAGGAGAAGCAGCACUAGCACCCGUGACAGAAGACAUCGAAAAGACAAAACCUCUGAUCUCGACAAAUUUGUCCCUCGACGCAGAAGUUCAAUCCGCCAGCUCCAACAACCGCGAACCACGAAGCAGACGUCGUGAGCUCGCCAAAGAACUCGCAGCAGCUGAGCUCGAGGCUCGCAGACUUUCGCUCGCACGUCGACCUUCUGCGCCAAACAUACCAUUCCCGGGGCAAGGAGCACAUGGCAAGUCGGCGUCUGAGAGUCACGCGCCGCCACUGUAUCGCCACCAUACUGACGACGGAUUCACUCGCGUUCAGGGCGAAUCAAGACUGCGGAGACCAUCAACUCCUCGAGCCAUGCAAGUCGAUCCUGCAACGCUGAAUGAGGCUAGGAUCGACGACUUGCCAGAAGUACUUCCUAGUAGCACGUACCAGACACCGAAGAUUGGUCACUCCAAGCCCAGCUCCCGUCCUGGGACAAGCCACUCUGGGCGAGGUCACGCGCGAACUGCUUCGAAGGAACAGGAGGAGAUCAGAACAGCCCAAGAAAUUGCAGCUGCUCUGGGUCAGCUGCCUCGUCACCCCGCCUUCAACGCAGGCGUCGCGCGUUCUCGCUCGAAUUCUCGAACCCGCGAUCGUGACUAUCCUCGGCGCGAUACUUCGCUUCCACGCGGUGUCUCCCGAGAGCCUCUGCACAAAUCACCGCCACUGCACGAAGAACCGCCACUGAUCAUCGACACCCGCACUGCCAACAGCGGCCCACCCAUGGUUCUACCGGAACUCCAGCACUUGGUCUCACCGCCACCACCUCCGCCUCCGCCGCCUGCUCCGCCGAAGGACAGGCCUCAGCUUGCAAUACGAACUAAUACUAGUGAAAUUGCAUCGAGAACACCCUUACCACCAUCCGCCAAUCCGCGCACCGACGAUGGAGUCGUAGCUGGUCCUUCCACCCUGACCGUGUCCGGCCUCAACGGCGUCCCACGUCCCGCCAGCGCCACUGCCGCAGGGCCCGCAUACGGUCAUCGCCGCGGCCGUAGCGGCAACCUGGGCAGUGAAAGCCAAUUGAAUGGCAAGAUCAAGAAUCUGUUUGGCAAAAUGCGUACGCCUAGUCAGGGCAGAGGUGAUAAUGCUAGGAGCCCACCGCAGCCGCAGUGGCAGGGCGGGAACGUCAACGGUGAAGCGGAUUCGUCGCCGUAUGAGACGAACACGGGUCUGGGGUAUUCGGAUCGGAACUUGGCCGCACAGGUGCAGUGA
Cyphellophora attinorum is the source of this 4869-nucleotide messenger RNA. RefSeq lists its product as uncharacterized. Gene Ontology annotation, molecular function: transcription factor binding. The coding region runs from base 1 to 4869 and encodes 1622 amino acids. Gene Ontology annotation, biological process: positive regulation of transcription by RNA polymerase II. The record is from RefSeq and is a predicted model, not a curated record. Gene Ontology annotation, cellular component: nucleus. NCBI's taxonomy places the organism in Eukaryota, Fungi, Ascomycota, Eurotiomycetes, Chaetothyriales, Cyphellophoraceae. The transcript has 4 exons.